AUGAAGCUCACGCUCGCCCUUUCCGCCCUCAUGGCCUCGGCGGCCAUGGUCUCCGCCGUGCCCAUGCCGCACGUCCAUACCAACAACGCCCAAGUCAAGCGCGCACCCGAAGUCCACGCCAAACGCGCACCCGAAGCCCAUGUGCAUACGCACAACAAUAACAAUGCCCAGGUCAAGCGUGCCCCCGAAAUGGAAAAGAGGGUCCCAGAACCACAUCGUAGACGCAAGUCGGCGUCGGCGUCGGCGACGGAUGUGGCUGCUACUACUACGGAUGCUGCAGCGGCAGAUACGACGGCGGUGGCAGAUACCACUGCUGUCGCGGAUACUACUGCUGUUGCGGAUACUACUGCGGCAGCAACAGAUACGGCAAAUACAGCAACAGCAAGUGCAGUAGCCAAGCGCGCCCCAGAAGCUCAUGUCCAUACACACAAUAAUAAUAAGCGUCAAGCUCUGGAUUUUGGCUCCUGCUCCGACCCAACCAUCAUUUUCUCCACCGGGCUCGACGGCCGUAAAGAGGCGUCAUUUGGGCCCGCUUCAAGCGACUUCAACCACGGGUCAGCCUUGAAGAUUGGCGUUAUUGCGGACUUUAUCUGUAGCCAGCUGGCAAGCUCCUGCAAAGCUUCAGAUGCCGCAGUCGCAGCCUGCAAGUCAGGCGCAACUGCAGCCUCGGCGCUCACUGGACAGGCUGCUGCAGAUGCGUUUAAUGCUGCUGUUGGCGGUGCUGGUGUUUCCACUGCUUCGGUUGAUACUGCGGCCGACCCUUGCGAUGAUGCUUCUGCGACUGUUGCGGCGGCCGCGGCCACUGCUACUGAUCCUUGUGACGAAGCUACUGGCACUGUCGCUGCCCGAGCUGUGACUGAUCCUUGUGAUGAAGCAACUCCCACUGUAGCUGCUAGAGCUGUGACAGAUCCUUGUGACGAAGCCACUGCCACUGCCACUGUCGCCGCCCGAGCAGUCACCGAGCCCUGUGACGACGCUACUGUGGCCGCCGCCGCAGCCACCACGGACCCUUGUGAUGAAGCCACAGCUACUGUCGCCGCCCGAGCCAUGAGCGAACCAUGCGAUGACAGCACCGUAGCUGCUGCCGCUGCCACCACCGACCCCUGUGACGAGGCCACCGCCACUGUUGCUGCCAGAGCCAUGAGCGAGCCUUGCGACGACAGCACCGUAGCCGCGGCCGCUGCCACCACUGACCCCUGCGACGAGGCCACCGCCACUGUUGCUGCCCGCGCAGUCACCGAGCCAUGCGACGAUGCCACUGUGGCCGCUGCUGCAGCUACCACCGACCCUUGCGACGACUCCACCGCAACCGUCGCAGUGGCUGCCGCAACACCCACCCCACCCUGCGACGAGGACACCACUGUUGCCGCCGCCGCAGCCACCACCGAGCCCUGCGCAGACGACGUCGCCGCAGCAGCCGUCGCCGGAAGCAAGAACCUCGACUUCGGCAUCUGUACCGACCCCACGAUGAAGUUUGGCGGCGGCUUUGACGGCCGUGCCGCCACCGAGAACUCGUUCCUCCCCACAAACAGCGACGGCAAGUUUGGCGGCCAGUCGAGUGCGCUGAACCCGAACAUCAUUGCGAACUUUAUCUGUGAUAAUCUGGUGAACACGUGUAAGGCGGGCGCGGACGCGCUGGCGGCGUGUCAGGCGGCGAAGGCGGUGGUGGCGGGGUUGAAUGUGAGAGAUGCGAGUGUGGCGGUGAAGUUUAAUGCUGCGCUUGGGUUUUAA
Messenger RNA from Morchella sextelata, 1731 nucleotides. RefSeq lists its product as uncharacterized. Bases 1 to 1731 code for a protein of 576 amino acids. The transcript has 2 exons. The record is from RefSeq and is a predicted model, not a curated record. NCBI's taxonomy places the organism in Eukaryota, Fungi, Ascomycota, Pezizomycetes, Pezizales, Morchellaceae.